This is a messenger RNA of Colletotrichum truncatum, 1083 nucleotides long. RefSeq lists its product as uncharacterized. The record is from RefSeq and is a predicted model, not a curated record. NCBI's taxonomy places the organism in Eukaryota, Fungi, Ascomycota, Sordariomycetes, Glomerellales, Glomerellaceae.
AUGGGUAAAUCAACAAUCCAGCACCGCUUGUUCACCUGCGUGAGAUCGAAGCCCGAACAGGCCUUGAAAACAGACGCUACGAGAGUUUCCGCCGAAGGUCUGGAUAUUGAGCCGCCCCCGGCAUAUCCAGGAGACGAAACUUCCCACCAACCUUCAACCCCGCAAAAGUCAACAGACGUAGUAAACAUCAUAGAAAAGUUGGACCUUGCAGAGUCGACAAAUGAGAAACCAGCAUCUACUCCAAGUGAGCACAAAGGAGGCCCGCUGUCCCGUCCCGUUGUCAUUCCACGUGUCAACCCAGGGAGCACGUUUCCCUUUGCGAGGGCGUGGGCUCCAGAACUACAGCACCACGGCGUCCCGCAGUCGGAAUGGCUGAGCUUCCUUGACAGCCUCAACAUCCUAACUGCCCCCCAUCCAGGGGUAACAGCGGCCCAAGUAGUCGGCGUCGGCGUCGCCUUCGCUCCCUUCGAAGGCGCCGACGGCAUCGCGGCUCUCAUCGAAGUAGGCGCCACCGGCCUGACGUACUACAUGGCGAAGGCCAAGUGCGACAAGUUCAUUGACCACAAGAACGAGGAGUACUUCAACCCUCGUGGCCUUCACGCCCGCAUCGUCAGCGGAAAGAGCUUGAGGAGGAACCUCGGAUUGGACAAGAAGGACCCUCUGAUGGCGCCACUCGGCGAAGAUACACUCGAUUUGACACCCCAGGAUCGGUGUUUGGAAUAUCUCAAGGACAGAGUUUGCAAGCUCGACUUCAACAUCCCCGAACCCGAACCAGAGACCAAGACAAUGGCCAGAUUGGCUUCAUGGCGGGUGAAGCAACAGUUGAAGGAUACUGACAAGAAGGCAAAGGCCGCGCGCAAGAGGUCCUGGAAGAGGUUUCAGAAAGGAAAGAAGCUGAAGGAGUGUAGGGAGGAGAAGUCACGGGUAAAGCGGAUUUCUUGGGUCAUCAUCCAGAGUAUUGAGGAUUUUGAAAAGGACAAGGCCCUGAUGGAAGAAGAGGCAAAGACAAAGAAGUCAAAAGAGGGUGGCGGGCGGGCGCUGUUCCCUACUCUCGCGUCGAAAAAACAGACGUCACCAUCGUAA